GCGACCUUCUCCUGGCUAUCCUUCUUCCUCAAUCAGUCCACGCCUCAGUCAAUGAAUCCCUUAUGUUCUUUCUGAAUCGCAGCGAUCAUAACUAGCAUAGGUGACUAGAGUUUCUCAAAUUGUAGCUUUGCUUGAAGAAAACUGUUACUUUAGUUCAAUGGAGUCAUUGUUAGGAUUCAAAGAGGAAGCCAUUGUGUUUGAUGCUGGUAACGAAGAGAAAUCUUCGUUAUCAUCACCUUCUUCAGUAUCUCACAGCUACAAGUUGGUGCCGUGGUUGAAUUGGGAAGAGUGGGUAUGGGUUAGAGAUUUUUUGUUCUCUGAUUCUCCUAAAAAUAUAUCCUCUGCCCUUAAAAGGAUAUCAACAUGGCGAAGCAGAGGAUGCGUACCGGUGGUGAUUGAUAUCACAGCUUCUAUCAUCGAAAUUCAGCAAAAGGAUCCUUUUUACAGAAAGGACCUGCGAAGUGAGGCUGUACAUUCAGAGCAAAUGCUGGCUAUGCUUUAUUGCAUGGCUAUCUUGAGGCUUGUGAACUGUGUUGUUGAAAAGACACGGAAAAAAACUGAAAUUUCAAUUGCUGAGGCAGCUGGUGCAAUUGGUAUUCCACGUACGCUGAUUGACGUUCGGCAUGAGGGUUCUCACCGUGAUCUACCUGCACUAACACUACUUCGGGAUUCAGCAGUUAAGGCAAUUCAUUGGUUGAAAUCAUAUUAUUGGGAGCCUCAGACUGAACAGAUUCCAUUCCAGAGAGAUGGAACUGCUAAAAUCAGGAAGGAAAUCAAAUCAAAAUUCCGAGAACUAGCAUCGUGCUUGAAAGUCAGGCAGAGUCCCCAACCUGAUGCUCCACUAAUCAAAGGAAAACGUGGCCAACAUCGGGAACAGCUUUGUGGCCGCAAUAAGUUUUUCUCACUUAUGGCCAGCAAGCUGUCUUUGUCCAAAUCUGGGGGUUCCAAGAAGCAUAGUAUGAAGACCUUGAAAACUCUCGUUCAUUUGUAUUCUUCCUUCUCAUCAGAAGUACUAUCUGUAUUGCUGGAGUUGUUGCUCAAGGCUCUGGAUUCUUCAAACUUGGUGCAGCUUCCUAAAGAUGAUGAAAUUGGCCAAGACAUACACACACUGUUGGAUCAUUGGAAGCUUGUGAUAACAAAAUUAUCAAACAAGGAACCAGAAAUAAUUCCAAUGCUUCUCAAGGCUGUUCUAGAUAUGAUCGAGACUCGAGAAGCAUUGAAAUAUGAAAUAGGAACAUACUCUACAUCAAUGGAGUCUACAGCAGGAACUUUCAAGGUUGAACAACUUUCUUCUUUGUUUGAAUGGCUUGUUGAACUACUUAAAUCACUGAAUCCAUUUUGCCAAAAAGAUGCCAAAGUGAAAAAUGAAGUCUCUGCUACAGAAAUGAAUAUGUCAAAUCCAAUUCUGAUGGAAGUGAUACGAAAAUGUCUUGUGAUAUCAUCAUAUGGCAACAAGCAGUUGAUGGAUUCGGCACUACAUCUUGCUGAGCUUAUAGGCAAUAACCUUUUGAUAAAGAAACUUUCCAAAGUGAGUUUUCUUGGACUAUCAGAUUCAGCCGACACUGAAGAAAAUUAUUCUUUUAAGAGUUUCAGUAACAUGCUUGUCCAGCAAGAUGAGUCUAUCCAUAAAGCUGCUGAUAAGCUAGAGCUGAUUAAACAUUGUAUAGCUAAGCGAAGAAUUGUGAAGACUUUGGCCGGUGAUUCAGUAAUUGCAAGCAGAUGGACUGUGGCGAAAUCAUGGAACCCAUGUCCAAUAGGUAUGUUGCCUCAGGAUCUUGGGUCUUCUGGCCGUCUUCCUGUCCUUGACCAAGAUAAUGUCGAUACCAAAUUUGUGGAUUCAUUGGAAAGGACACAAACCUCAGAACUGCGACAAUGUAGUGAUGCAGAAGAACCUAGCUCUGAUAUUCAUUGUAAUAAAACAGAUGUUGAGAAGGCAAGUGGUAAGCGAGAAGCUUGUUUUGAUAUUUGUUUAUUGGACAGGUCGAAUGUUAAGAAGAUAAGAGUGACUAGAGAAAGUGGUGAAUCAGACGAAGAUGUUUUGUUCCCAACAGACGUCGAAGGCUGUCUAAUUGUAAAUGGAGUCUGGAAGAAAAUCAAGGAAGAGGAGCUACUCGCAAUUAAGUCUAGUGUAAGGAUUCUGGUUUAGUUGCUUCUUUAUUUAUGAGCCUAGUUUAUUGAUGGCAUUCAUUUAUGAUGAUAAACCUAGCAUUAGGAAAACUGACCUAUGGACACACGCAUACAAGCAUAAACACAAAGUAUGUAGCAUUGAAGUAGGACUGUAAAAGAAACCUGUUGCAGACACAUACAUACAUAACUAUCAGUAGGUAUCUCCGUGCACUGAUACAUGCGUACAUGCUUCGUUUAAGAUCUCUUUCGGUGCUGUUGGCAACGGAGUGAUACAUUUUGGUUUGAGGAGUUUCAUUUAUGGAACUGAUUUUACUGUUACAUUUGUGAAGCCCUAGUAAACUGGUUUUAUCCUGACAAGCUGGUAAGGCUUUAUGCUUUAAUUGGUAUUCCUCUUUUAUGUCU
Messenger RNA from Jatropha curcas, 2529 nucleotides. RefSeq names its product las1-like family protein. Lineage: Eukaryota; Viridiplantae; Streptophyta; Magnoliopsida; Malpighiales; Euphorbiaceae. Gene Ontology annotation, cellular component: Las1 complex; preribosome, large subunit precursor. Gene Ontology annotation, biological process: maturation of LSU-rRNA; maturation of 5.8S rRNA. The record is from RefSeq and is a predicted model, not a curated record. Gene Ontology annotation, molecular function: endonuclease activity.